Molecule: messenger RNA, 4919 nt
Organism: Leptopilina boulardi
Lineage: Eukaryota; Metazoa; Arthropoda; Insecta; Hymenoptera; Figitidae
Gene: Tango1
Product: transport and Golgi organization protein 1
Exons: 19
Coding region: 83-4345 (1420 amino acids)
Biological process (GO): endoplasmic reticulum to Golgi vesicle-mediated transport; protein secretion; vesicle cargo loading
Cellular component (GO): endoplasmic reticulum exit site; endoplasmic reticulum membrane
Molecular function (GO): protein binding
Source: RefSeq, a predicted model, not a curated record
UAUGUAUAUAAUCUAUGAGUGCGACGUGCGUCCAAGGCUGUGUAAUUUUUGUAGUGAUGUGGAAGUUUACUUGUAAAAAAAUAUGACGAAAAUUAUUCCAUUUAUGAUAUUUCCCCUUUCAUUAAUUAUUUAUAUAAUUACCCUCAUAUCAUCUAGUUCAGCAAUUAUUUCAAAUAAACGGCUAUGUUAUGAUGAAAAGUGUUCUGAACCCGUUUCUUUGGCGAAGACAUUGUUAAUGUAUUAUUCCAAUGAUGAAGAUAUACUCUCUUUUCAUCCAAACAUCGAGGUUAAAGUUUUCAGUAAAAGUGCAGGUAACCGACCUGAUCUUUGGGGUGUCGAGAUUCUCGGCAAGCGAGGAUAUGUUCCAAAGAAAAUGAUACGAGAAUAUUCCAUUUUAAAACGUGAACUAUCAUUCGAAGUGCCUACAAAAUCAAUAGAUAAUGAUGAUGAUAAUGUUCCAAAAAAUGAAAUUCCACAGGAGAAUUCAACGAGUGAAGAGGUAAUUGAAAAAUUGCCUGAAGAAUCAGUUAUUAAUUCAUCUCCUAAAGAUUUAGAGCACUCACAACCAAUACCAGAAAAUGUUUCACCAUCCUAUGAGGUUAUUGAUGGAACGACAAUUCCAUUGGCAAUUGAUGAAUCGCCUCAGGAAUAUUCAUCGCAAUCAAUCGAUGAAGAGACGGCAUCGAUUGAAGAGGAACCUGUUUUAAGUGUUCAUCCAAGUUUAGUAUCGUCGACAAUUUCAUUUGUUUCACAAGUAUUUGAUAAAGUUACUCAACAAUUGGAAAAAAUGGACAACACUGCAAACGAGGCCAAGAAAGAAGAAAUAAAUAAAGAUGAAACAAAAGGAGAGAAUCUGGAAAAUUCUUCACAGAGUCCAAAUGAAAAUCUUCCAGAGGGAGAAGAUAAAAAUGUUCCACAGGCUGAUGAAGAAAAUCUGCCACAGACUGAAGAUCAAAAUAUUUCACAAACUGAAGAUAAAAAUGUUUUAGACAGUGAAAAUAAAACUGUUGAGGAAAAUGAAGGAAAAGAAGAAAAAGAAGAAGAAGUGAAAAAAGAAGAGAAAAUGAUUUUGGAUGAAACAGUUUCAGAAGAACGAGAAAAUGAGCAACAUAAUGAAGAAGAUGAAGAAAUAGAAGGAGAUGAAGAAACAGAAGGAGAAGAAGAAGUAGAAGAAGAACAAGAAACAAAAGAAGAUAUUCAUCCUCCCGAGGAACAAAUUUCCAAAGAAGAAAACCUCGCAACUCAAGCAGAAAUUGAAACUCAAUUCGAAACUGAAGAUUCGAAUUUAAUUAAUAACAACAAUUCUUCAGAUGAAUUAAAAUCUGCCAAUGAUUCUCCAAUAGAAAAACAAAUUCCUCAUCCCGAUCUCUCUACCAUUGAAUUAACCACGGAGACAAUUGUCACUGAUCAAGUGCCUUUAACUGAUAAACAAGAAACUUUUAUAUUAAAUGAAAAAACUGAUACACAAGAAAUUAAUGAAAAGAACAAUGAUAAUUUACCACCACCAACAACAAUAGAAACUGAAAAUAAUUCUAAAAAUAAUAUCGGAGAAAUUGAUGAAAUUUCCCAUGUAGAGACUGAUAAUAUUUCAUUAAAUACUUCAGACGAAAUAAUGAGAGAAAACGAUAAUGUAAAUAUUGUAAAUAGUGAAAAUAUUCUUUUAGACAGCUCAAGUACUGAUGAUAGUAAUAAUGAUUUGGCGAAAGAUGAUUCUAAUAAUCUUAAUACUAACAAUUCUAUGGAAAUGAAAAAUGAUUCUAUUGAGAUGAUAGAACAUUUUUCAAGUGAAACAAAUAAUAUUUCUAUUGAUAAUAACAAUGAAUUUUCAAAUGAAACAAAUAAUUUUUCUAUUGAUAAUAACAUUGAUUUUUCAAAUGCCAAUAAUAUUUCUGCUAAUGAGGAUAAUAUUAACGAGGAAGAAAAGUUUGUUGCUGAUGAUGAUAAUAAUAAUAAUGUAAUUUCUCAUGAAAAUGACUUCGUUUCGAAUAAUGAUACACUCGAAAAUUUGGAGCCACAUUUUCACGAUGAAUUGGAACCACGAAAAGAAAUUUUGGCGACAGAACAGGCCACGACAUUUAAUGAGUUACCCAGUAAUCGAAAUUUGUUGAAUUUUGAUGAAUCGUCUCAUUUUGAUUCCCAAGAGUCGCAAAGUGAUAAAUUAUUGGAGAAUGAUAUUCCCGAAUCGACGGAAAAAUUGGCAAUAUUUAAUAAACAUGACUCGGAGGAAGAAUCCGCUAUUCCUUUAGUUUUACCUCCCGAGGUGUGCGUUAAAGAUUCUAAUUGCCCAUUGUCAGAAAAUAUCGAUAAUAAAGACGAUAAUGUCAUUGCAAAUGUUAUCAGCAUGGGUAAAAAUUAUUGGGAAUUCUUGGCCUAUCUUUUAACAACUUCUGUCACCAUUCUUGUCUUCUCUCUCGGUUAUUACUACAUCGAGAAUGCAAGACGGGACAAUAAACUCAUUGGGAGAAUUAAUAAAUUGGAAAAGGAAUUAAUGAUCUCGUCAAAGGAAUGCGCAAUGUUGAAUGAAAAUUUAACUUGUACGAAAACAAAGUCAAUUCUGGAUAAUUUUAAGUUAAAUUCAAUCGAGGACGAGUCAUUUGGAUCAAAUGAAAUGGUUGCUUCUUUAAAAGCAGAUUUAGAAGCUGCACAGAAUACAAAUUUAGAGAUGGAGGAUCAAGUGGCAACAUUGGAGAAAGAAUUGGAGUCCGCAACGGAAGCAGGAUUAGAAUUGGAACGUAUGUUACGUGAAUUAUUGUCAUCGAAUAAAGAAGAUAAUCCUUUGGCACAGUCAAUAGAAGAUCUACAAGCUCGACUCAAUGCUCAACAGGCUGAGAAUGAAGCACUGACAAACGCCUUGAAUUUAAAGAAACAAGAGCUUGAAUUUGACAGGCUUGAGUCGGAAGGCCUAUCGUCAGAUUUGUUUUCAUUUACGAAAAAAUACGAAGAACUUGAAGUCGAAGUGAAGAGAUUGGAGGAUGAAUUGAAAACACAAGGAAAUAUGAAAAUUUACAUGGAACAAACAAUGGAGGAUAAAAUUCAACGAUUAGAAUUUCAAAUGAGAGAAACAAUGGAAGAACGAUCACAAUUACGACAGGAGCUUAAAGCUAAAGAAUUGGAAAUAAAUCAUCUUUUGGAAGUUAUUGAUCAAGAUAAUUCCAAUAAUUUGGAUUUUGAUAAACUUUAUGAUUCCGUUCAUGCAAAAGCUGAGGCACUUCAACUCGCCGAAGAACGAGAUGAACUUCGUGUUAAAUUAAUUGAGGCAGAAAAUACCCAUAAAUCGCUUGAAGCACUUAUGAAAUCAGCAAAAGAAGAAGUUCUUUCGUUAAACGAAGAAUGUAAAACGUUUGAAAAAGAAAAGAAGGAUGCUGAAACGAAAUUAGAAGUUUUAUCAAACUUUUUCAAAGAAAAGGAAGCUCAACGACAAAAGGAAGAAGCAUUAUGGUUAGAGAAACAAGGAGAAGUUUCAUCUACAGUUGAAAGGAUACACACCAUGCAGAACGAGAUUCAAAAUUACAAGCAACAAAUCGAAAUACUUAAGAGAGAAAUAGUGGAUCAAGAACGUGAAUAUAAAAGUCAGAUUGGCGCUCUUGAAACGAAGGCGCAUGAACAUUGGGUGGUGGCCCGACAAAAUGAGCGAAGGUUAGAAGAAUUGAAGGCUGAAUCAGGUCAAUUACGUAAUCGGCUUACAAUUGUUGAAAAAAGUAUGAACGAUCCUGAUCCUGAGGUUAAAUUGCAUCGAAUGGAAGCAAAUGGAGAAACAGCCACAUCACCAUCCCUUUUCCUUGGGCCUGAAUCUUCUAAUUCUCCCAUAAUGUUUAGCAAUACCUCUGGUGUUCCACCACCUCCUCCUCCCUCGUAUAUGUUUGGACCAGGAUUUCAUCCGUAUUUACCUCCACCACCUCCUGGACCAGGGGGACUACCGCCUUUUGACGUUGGUCAAAGGCCACCGCCCCUUGGAGGAAGACUAUCAUCGCCGCCACCUUUACCACUUCAACCACCUUCUGGACGUUAUGAAAAUACAGGCUCACCUCCUCCACUCUCGCCUCCUUUACGACCUCAUCAUCUUCAUCAUCAUCCACAUCAUCAUUUUGAUCGUCAUAGAUCGCCACCACCUCCGCAUUUUAAUAAUGAUCAUAUUCAUUCACAUCCACCGCCACCGCCGCCUCCCUCGUUAUUACCAAUUCAUCCUUUAGGACAUUCACACAAUUGGGGGGAAGAGUCAUUACCACCCAUGAGAAAUUCUGGGUUAUAUCCUCAUCAGCGAGAUCAACGAUUGCGCAAUCAUAAAGGUUCCUUACAUUCUUCCGGCGAGUCGCUGGACAAGUCACAUCAUAGUGGAAAAGUUUAGUCUUUGUUGUUCUUUUUAUAUUUUCUAAAAUGUAAUUAUGUAUAUGGUAAUAAUUUUAAAGGGGGAAAUUCCAUGCAAAGCAUUUUCGUCAUGUCUUAAAAAAAAAAGAAUCCUUUUGUAUGUAUUAAUCAAUUCAGAAAUAGAAUGUGCCAAGUCUUCUUGUAAAAAAAAAAAAAAAAAACAGAAAAAAUCGACAACUAUCGACUUUUACUAAAAUGUAUUGUACUUUGUUAAUUGAUUUAUCUGUUAUUUUUGUUUUCUUUUUUAUCGUUCGUCUCGUUUAAUUUAAAAUGUACUUUUUUUCAUAAAAACAUUAUUUAAGAAAGAAAAGAAACAAUUUUUCACAUUUACCGACGAAAAUAAAAAUAUUUGUUACCAAAAUGUUAUUGAAAUGUAAAAUGAAACUUUUCAAAUACAAAAAAGAAAAUAAGGAAAUCAAAGUGAAGUGAAGCAUGUAAUUUUUUUUUCGUUAUUGUUGUUGUGGAUACAAAAUAUGUGAAUUGAAUAUACAAUUGUUAAUAUGAUUUUAAAAUAAAAGUAAAAUAAAUUGUAAUUUAUUAUUAAAAAAAAAAAA